UGCCGUCCUGUAAUAUUAUACCCGUCGCAGUCUUAGCGUUCACAGGUCAGUUUAUUAGUUCCGUCCGUCCUCGAGUCGUUCACUGUUAACCGUGUUCUUCCGCCUAUCGCGUUUUCGGUGUUCUUCUCAUCACGAAGUCAGCUACUCGAUAAGCGUUAAAUUAGUGGUGUUACAAUGAGAAGAAUCAACCGUCGGUUGGUUAUAUUGUCGAUCGUAAUCGCGUGUGAUUUAGUGAGUGUUUUCGGAAGACCACAACCGCAUACUACACCACCCAAUUACUUAAAAGAUGAUGGUCAAAAUAACAGGAAAGAAGUUUCUUCAACGCCAUCAUUUAUUGUUGCCGAUACUUCAACUCUCUCAAGCGAUGGCCGUUCUCACACAACAAAAGCUCCAGUAAUGGGGGAUUCUUUCAAGUCUGUCACUGACCAAUUACUUCAAACUUCUGUGUCUUCCGAUGUCGUCGAAGUUAAAACGUCUCAAAAAACAGAAUCACCCCCGAAAGGUGAAGCUGUGCCCGUACUUACCGACGAAGAUGUACAUGCAGUAGGCCCUUAUACUUAUAAAAUAUCAUCUGAUGGAUCAACAAAACCAACUGGAGAUUUAUCAACGUGGAUUCUUUUGGGAGCAGAAUCAUCGCCUGCGCCCAUAAAUAUGGCAACCAUUAAAAAAGUACCGAAACCAGCAGAUACGACUGUAUCUUCAUUUAUACAACCACAUGAAACCAGUACAAGAAAAAGAAAACCCACUACUGAAAAAAUGAGUACUACUCAUAUUCCAGUGACAGAAUCGUCUAUUAAAUUACAAGACUCAAAAUUCAAAAAUAAGACGCCAGUAAUUGUUGGUAAAAUACCAUCUACUACAGCAAUUAAAGAAAAAAUUGAAGAGCCUACCACACCACUUCCUGAACUUCCUCCGUUAGACAAUAAUACUCGUUUUGGCACACCAGUUGUAACUUUUCCUCAUGUUCCACCAAGACAACGACCUUCAGCAAAUAACACAAAGAAAACAACUCCUCCAGAAAAACCAUUGAACACAAAAAUAACUUCGACAGCUGUAGUUAUUUCUAAACCAGCUAAUACAACUAUAGUUGCUUCUAAUACUACUUCGGUAGUUGCUACUACUAAUUCUUCUACAACUGCUAUACAAUUACAAAACACUACUGAAACAACAACUAUUAGUUCAAACUCAACAGUAAAAAAUACUUCUCUCAAAAAAAAAAAGAAGAAGAAAAACAAAAAUAAGCGUAGACCAAUUAAAACCUCGAAUAAUGAAGAUGCUCAGAGCAAAAUAGAUGAGCAGCAAACUAAAAUAACCCCCGGAAGGCCACUGUCAACCCGAAUUUAUAACUAUUUGGCUCGCGAAGUUAUGCCAAAUGUAGGAGUAGGUAUAGUCGGCUUAAUGCUGACUGCAGGGUUAGCCGGUUUAUUAUUGUAUUCUCCAUUAGGAGGAGCUGCUGUACCUCUGGUACCCUUAAGAAGAACUGACCCACAUUCGCACGGCCAUAGUCACGGACAUAGCCCUGCCGGAUAUGUACCUCCUGAAACUGACAACUCUCAACCUGAAGAACAAGUAUUUGGACAAGUUUUAUCUGGGAUGUCAUAUGGCCACAAUCCUUAUGGCAGAGAACGUCCAGAAGUAGCACCAGCCCAAGCUCCAAAUCCAAAAUAUAAGCCGUCAUAUCAGCCAUCUGAAUAUCCUGCUCAUGACGUACCCAAGUAUACUGUUCAUGACAAUAGCAAAUAUCCUUCUUCACACGAUGCAAGUAAAUUCACUGCUAUAGAAACAAAUAAAUUUACCGCCCCGGAUACUACAAAAUACAGUGCACCUGACAAUACCCAAUAUUCUGCUCCAGAUACAUCCAAAUAUUCUACAAUCGAUGUAAGUGUUCCUCAGGAAAAGGUAUCAUAUCCUUCUCUAGAAUCCUCUCAAGGACCACCUUUUGAAGAAACACAGGAAAAUCAAGAACAGCCUUUUAAAAAUCACCAUUACGAACAAAUCAAGUUUGACGCAUCAAAUGCUUAUGAUCAACCUAAAUAUCCGGCAGAAGUACAAGGAACUACUUACCAUGAAAAUCAGCCAUCUUUUGAAUCACCCAAGUACCCAGGUUAUGUCCAAGACGUACCAAAAGAAGAAGCCGUGAGAAUCGAUUAUAACUUUGAUAACCACCGAGCUGAUGAAAAAGUAAGCUCUACAACUUCUUCUGCAGAGCCCACGUUUUCCGCUCUUCAAGGUGUUCCGAAGUUCUACGAGCCCAAUGUAGACUCAGAACAAAUAUCAGUAAAUGUACGCCAAACAAUGACAAUGGAACAUGGUCCUAGAAGUCUACGGAUUAGACGCCAAGUAGAUGAACUCAAUGAAAUUGAUGCUCAGCUGCCAGAAGAGACGACGACAAAACCUAGUGAACAAACCAAUUCUAAUAAAAUUGAAAGUUUAAGUAACGGGGAUGAUAACACUACUAUGUCAUCAACCAGUACAACUAUAAUAACAUCUUCUAGUACUGAAUCUACAUCAGUUAACAAUAACAAUAAUCCGUACUCAUUAGUUGAACUUUUAAAAAGGAUAGCUGAGGUAAAAUUAAAAAUGGGAAUAGAAAUUCUAAAAAAUACAGCUGCGAGUUUUACCCAUUAUGUUAAUGCUUUACAAAUGAGAAUGACACAUGUAGUAAGGAAUCUUCAAAAAUCGAAUAACAGAGUGCAACCAGAAUUGAAACAGGAGCAAAAGAAGGAAGAAACCUCAACUAAAACUACUGAAAAACGACAACGAAGAUCUAUUAGAGACAGAAUUUCAUCAAACUAAAUAUUCAAACUAAAUUUCCGUUAAUAUAAAUAAGUAUGGUGAAGUGAUGGGAAUGUACAAUGACACGGGACAUUUUCUCUUACAAACAUUUGAAGACUAAAAACUUUUCCUAAAAAUAUUUUUUAAAAAUGCCAAUCAUUUUUUAGGCUUCCAAGUUUUGGGAUCUAUAAACAUAUUUUAAAUAGUUUAGAUUCAUAAUAUGUUUUCAAGAGAAAAUAAUAAUAUGUUUUUAAAUGUAGUAUUUAAUCACAUAUUAUUAGCUAAAUAUUCAGUACGUGGCCUGGAUUUUAUAAUUUUGUAUUUUUCUAUGUAAAUAUUAAUUUAAAUGUAUGUUUUUUUACGUCACA
Molecule: messenger RNA, 3143 nt
Organism: Adelges cooleyi (spruce gall adelgid)
Lineage: Eukaryota; Metazoa; Arthropoda; Insecta; Hemiptera; Adelgidae
Product: mucin-5AC-like
Exons: 4
Coding region: 175-2796 (873 amino acids)
Source: RefSeq, a predicted model, not a curated record